Messenger RNA from Condylostylus longicornis, 1952 nucleotides. RefSeq names its product transferrin-like. NCBI's taxonomy places the organism in Eukaryota, Metazoa, Arthropoda, Insecta, Diptera, Dolichopodidae. The record is from RefSeq and is a predicted model, not a curated record. Bases 3 to 1931 code for a protein of 642 amino acids. Gene Ontology annotation, biological process: iron ion transport. Gene Ontology annotation, cellular component: early endosome; plasma membrane; recycling endosome. The transcript is spliced from 8 exons.
UUAUGUUUCGAACGGAAUAUAUUUUUAUAUUAAUUCUCACACUAUUCACAAAUAAUAGUAUUGUUGCUCAAAAUGAUUCCAAAAUUUAUAAAAUGUGUGUACCAAAAACAUAUUAUCAAAAUUGCUUAAGUAUACUCGAAGAUUCUAUGAUUCAAGGGAUUAAAAUCGAAUGUAUUGGAGGUAGAGAUCGUUUCAAUUGUUUAGAAUUAAUACAACAGGGUGAAGCUGAUGUUAUGUCAGUUGAUAUAGAAGAUAUUUAUAUGGCAUAUCAAAUCGGUAAUCAAGACUUUAAGCUUAUUGCUGAAUUUCGAACAAAAGAUAAAAAGAAAUCUGAAUUUCAUUAUGAAGCUGUGGCAUUAAUAAAGAAAACGUCCAAAAUUAAGAAGUUAAAUGAUCUGAAGGGACUAAAAUCAUGUCAUGCUGGAUUUCAUAGGAAUGUCGGAUAUAGGAUUCCACUUAUGAAAUUGGUACGCCACGGUUUGGUUAAUUUUUCAAGGAAUUCAACAGUUACAGCAAUCGACAGAGAAUUAAAAGCUUUAUCAGAAUUCUUUCCCCAAUCUUGUCUUACUAGUACAUGGUAUUCACAAUGUUUAGAUAUUGAAAAAUAUUUACGGAGAAAAUAUACAAAUUUAUGUGCUAUUUGUGAAAAUCCAAAACUAUGCAAAAACAAUGAUCUUUAUUCAGGUUAUGAUGGUGCUAUUCAUUGCUUGGAUAAAGGUGACGGUGAAAUUGCGUUUACUAAAACGUCUUCAGUGAAAAAAUAUUUUGGUUUAACAAAAAAUGAUGCUGAUUGCGCUGAAAAUGAUCACCCCGAAGAGUUUCAAUUCCUUUGUGAAGAUGGAAGUCGUAAACCAAUUACAAGUCAUGGUUGUUCAUGGGUUAAAAUUCCUUGGAAAGGUUAUAUAGCAAAUGGAAAAGCUGUUCGGAGUAAACAAUCGCUAGAGAAUUUAUUGCAUUAUUUAGAAAUAUUUUUUCAAAAUGGUAUAAAAAAAGAUCAUGAAGAUAUUGCAGAAGAUCUUUUGAUCGAAUCAAAUUUAUUUUUACAUAAGAAAAAUGCUACCAUUAAACCGAAAGAAUAUUUAAAAAAAUCUGGAUACAAAGAAGUUAUUGAGUGGGAUGGAGCAUUUCAAUAUAAAAUAAGGUUAUGUAUCGAAACAGAAAUUGAGUUAGAUAAAUGCAAAACACUAUCAAUAGCUGCAUUUUCAAGAGGUAUUCGGCCACAAAUUGAAUGCUAUCUUUCAUUAGAGAAAAAUUGUGGAAAAGAUGUGGAAAUAAAUGGGAAAGCGGAUGUUUUUAUAGUAGCUGGAAAUAAAGCUAAAGAUUUUCGAAGGGAAUAUCCUAAUUUAUCACCACUACUUUUUGAACUUUUUAAUUUUGAAGAUUUAUAUGUUGCUGUUAUUGAUCCAAAAUUAUCAGCAGAAGAAAUCAAAACACUUCCAAUAAAGUUUGAUAAAUCAAAAAAAAGAUCAAGGCAAGCUGCUACUUUAUUGAGUUAUAUGCGUGGAGAAAGGCCACACUGUACAAGUCUUUACGAAAAUACAACCGAAGACCGAAUACAAAUUGUUCACACGAAAGACCUUAAUAAUCAUAAAGGUAAAAUGCUAUUAUGCAUGGAACAACACAAAAUGGAAAUUGAUGAUUAUCAAAGUUGUAUGAUGGAAGUAUUGUUACCAAAUUUUGCAUAUACAAAAAAGAACAUAACUAAUAGUGAAUUAAAAGAAUAUACACAAGUUUUUUCUUUAAUACAAAAAUAUUUUGGACAAUAUGGAAAAUAUUCAGACGUUUUCGAUUUAUUUUCGGAAUUUAAAGGCAAUGAAGAUGUAAUUUUUCAUGAUAACGCAUCGGGUUAUAUUGACCCUGUAAAUAACUUUAAAGGUUAUUUUUCUACAAUUGUUUUACAAUAUUUGUAUGAAGAAGCAUUGAAUUGUUGAAGUUAAUUAAUAUAUAUUUCA